Molecule: messenger RNA, 1221 nt
Organism: Chroicocephalus ridibundus (black-headed gull)
Lineage: Eukaryota; Metazoa; Chordata; Aves; Charadriiformes; Laridae
Gene: PHF5A
Product: PHD finger protein 5A
Exons: 4
Coding region: 260-592 (110 amino acids)
Biological process (GO): mRNA splicing, via spliceosome
Cellular component (GO): U12-type spliceosomal complex; precatalytic spliceosome; U2 snRNP
Source: RefSeq, a predicted model, not a curated record
UCCUGGCAGGGAGGUAUCCGCGCUAAGAAGGCGGCCACCGGGCAAGGCGCGGGUCUUCUCUGGGCGGGAGAAGGUUAACAGCAGAGCACUCCGCGGACGGAGUUUUAUCGUCAGCCCUCCGCGGGAUCGCGCUGCGGCGUUCCCGCUGGGGGCGGCGCUUUUUUGCAGGCGCUGCCCUCACCCCAGCCAGGACCGGCGGGGCACGCGGGUCGGAGGUGAGCGCGCGGGGCGGCCGCGCCAGGCGGGUGUUGGCGUCGCCAUGGCCAAGCACCACCCGGACCUCAUCUUCUGCCGCAAGCAGGCGGGCGUCGCAAUUGGAAGACUUUGUGAAAAAUGUGAUGGCAAAUGCGUGAUCUGUGACUCCUAUGUGCGGCCCUGCACUCUCGUGCGCAUAUGUGAUGAGUGUAACUACGGCUCGUACCAAGGGCGCUGUGUGAUCUGCGGGGGUCCGGGAGUGUCUGAUGCCUACUACUGCAAGGAGUGUACCAUCCAGGAAAAAGAUAGAGAUGGUUGCCCUAAGAUUGUCAACCUGGGCAGUUCCAAGACAGAUCUCUUCUAUGAAAGGAAAAAGUAUGGCUUCAAGAAGAGGUGAUCCUAUCCGUACGUGGCUACAUCUCCUGUUGGGUUGGCAGGAGAGUCUUGGAACACCUCUGGACUUUACUAUUAUUGAAAACCGGUUGAUUAUUUUUUUCUAAAGCAGUACAAAUUCAGUAGUAUACUUGGGCUUGGAGAAGUAACAGACUGAGUGGGGACUGAAACCUGAUCAGAACUGACUAUCAGAAAGAGCAAAUGAGGAUUACUGUCUCUUGCCUUUUCAGAAGCUCUGCUAGUAGCUGCCCCAGCUUGCUAUAAAAAUUGUGGUGGGCAGGUAUUUAUACAUGGAGGAGACCAGCUCAGUAAAAAUCAAGUGCCAUUUCUGGUGUGGGGAAACACCUUGCAGUUGUUCUUACCAGGCCGCCUCUCAAUUGUCUGAAACCGCCCCACACAUUGCUAUUGAAGAACAGAGCACCAAUCCCGUGUGUCUGCUCCCCUACUCCUCCUUCCAGUAUAUUUCCAUGCUGCCCUGUUUUGUAAGGAACCUGCUUAUGGCUGGUGCCUUCCUAGGGAGACCACAGCUGUUCCGUGUUUUCUUUGACAGAUUAAUCCAAGGCCCUUUCUUGUAACCGUUUCUGUAGGAUGCAUACCAAUAAAGCUUCUUUUGGGUAAUUUUUUUUUUUUUUU